AUUGUUAUCCUAUCUUUUACUUUUGUUGUUUGCUCGAUUUGGAGCUCUCGCGAAUAGUGAGUCAGUGUCUACUGUUGCUAACAUUAUUCUAUAGACUUAUAAGUUAUGCCUUAUGCCCAUAUCGUUCGAACCGUUUUCGUGAACAGUGAGGUAGAUAUAUAUAUUCUCAUCAAACGAGGUCGCAAAAAUGCUCGAUUGGCAUGAGCAAAGCUGUCUCGAAAGCAGUACACAAUGCUCUCUUGUUAAGGCAACAAACUCUCCAAACCCACCUGAAGAUACCAUAUCCUGGAACCUAGACGUUUAACGUUAUAUUAACGUUAUCGUAACGUUAUGCGUCCUUCAACUGACAUAAUCCCCAACAUUGUUAACGGACAUGGACAUCGUUGAAAAGACAAUCAUCACCAUCAUGACUGAAAACAGACAACGCAACGUACUGGUUACUGGAGCCAAUGGUUAUAUCGGCUCAGCAGUUUGUCGAGCCUUUGUCAGAGCAGGUUGGAAUACCUAUGGUCUCAUCAGAAACCCACAAGCUCGAGAGGAACUUGCACUUUCUGAAAUUAUUCCGGUAGUGGGAUCUUUUACUGAUCUGAGUUUCCUGGAAACACUUUUCGAAGAGGUCAACACUUUCGAUGCCAUCGUCAGCUGCACGGAAAAGAUCCCAGGCUAUGCUGCACACUUUGAAGAGGUCAUGGAUUGUGUGAAGAGAUUGGCUCAGAAGAGCAACGAAAACGGAGUUCGACCUCUAGUUCUCUGGUCGUCUGGCUGCAAAGACUAUGGAAUGACUGGUCUUCACGGCACACCUGGUCUGGCGCCUCAUACUGAAGAGUCUCCGUUGAAUGCACCAGAGAUACUGAAAGAACGUACGACGAACUCUGCCAGGGUCUUCGACUUCACGGAGCUCUUCGACGCGGUGGUCAUCAGACCAACAUGUGUCUUUGGAUAUUCAAACAGCUACUACGGUGCUAUAUUCGACUAUGCUGCUAAUCAGCGAGAAAAAGGAUCUGAUGUUCUUCGGAUUCCUGGAGAUCCUAACAGCAUCAUGCACGCAACCCAUGUUGAUGAUUGCGGCGAGGCUUAUAUUUCUUUUGCGAGACUUGAUGAUCGACGAGCCGUCGGUGGCCAGUUCUUCAAUGUAUCUGGCUAUCGCUAUGAGACACUCAAAGAGGUUGCAGGAGCUGUGGCCAAAGAGUACGGGUUUGACAGAGGGGUCCAAUUCGUCCCAGCUUCUGAGGCAGAGGCAUCGUUUCCGCCGGGACUACAUUUCGUCUUCAGCUUCAGUCAAUGGGUAGGAAGUGAAAAGCUGCGGUCUUUGACAGGAUGGAAAGACAAACGAGCGUUGUUCUCGCAGGGGAUACACGCUCAUAGGCUGGCCUACGAAGCCUAUAAGGGCAGGGGCCAUGGUAACGUCGCUGAAGUGCAGAAGAGGAUUGGAGGGAACUUUAAUGCAGAGAAUUAACAGGGACAGGGCACAAAAAUAGCCUGGGACGAUCAAAUGCGACUCGGCAUCUAGAAGCCGGGACUAGCCCCUGUGGGUGGUGGUGCACUGAGUCCGGGAGGUACGGAAACAGCUGUAGAAUGACGUAAGGCAGAGACAAAAUGAAC
This is a messenger RNA of Fusarium verticillioides 7600, 1602 nucleotides long. RefSeq lists its product as hypothetical. The record is from RefSeq and is a predicted model, not a curated record. The coding region runs from base 374 to 1456 and encodes 360 amino acids. NCBI's taxonomy places the organism in Eukaryota, Fungi, Ascomycota, Sordariomycetes, Hypocreales, Nectriaceae. The transcript is spliced from 2 exons.